Molecule: messenger RNA, 2209 nt
Organism: Zea mays
Lineage: Eukaryota; Viridiplantae; Streptophyta; Magnoliopsida; Poales; Poaceae
Product: Inositol-pentakisphosphate 2-kinase
Exons: 8
Coding region: 364-1605 (413 amino acids)
Biological process (GO): inositol phosphate biosynthetic process
Cellular component (GO): nucleus
Molecular function (GO): ATP binding; inositol-1,3,4,5,6-pentakisphosphate 2-kinase activity
Source: RefSeq, a predicted model, not a curated record
GGCGGCGGCGCGUCGCCAAUACGCAGCGCGGAUGUGGAGCCACAUGCAAGCGUGUGUCCGCCCGCGUGGCGUCCACUCUCCCUCCACGUUUCGGCGUCCUCGUCGCCUUCCUGGGAAAUCUCCAGCUACUGCCCACUGCCCCUUCCCUUCAGUCCCUUUCCCCGGGCUGUGGCACUAGUACUAGCACCAGCAUCUCUUCAGGUCUCCACCAAGCGCAGACACCGCAGCAGCGGCAGCGGCACGAUCUGGUGACCCCCCCGCCGCGUCAAGCCUGCUCCUCCGGUGAUCGCCGGACUGGCGGGGUAGGAACCAGCGGAGCGCAGCCCGCCUCCUUCCGCUGUGUCUGACAGCAGCAGAUCCUCGAUGGAGAUGGAUGGGGUUCUGCAAGCCGCGGAUGCCAAGGAUUGGGUUUACAAGGGGGAAGGCGCCGCGAAUCUUAUCCUCAGCUACACCGGCUCGUCGCCCUCCAUGCUUGGCAAGGUACUGCGGCUCAAGAAGAUUCUAAAAAACAAGUCGCAGCGGGCACCAAGUUGUAUUGUAUUCUCAAGUCAUGAGCAACUCCUGUGGGGCCAUAUCCCAGAACUGGUUGAGUCGGUCAAACAAGAUUGCUUGGCUCAAGCCUAUGCAGUGCAUGUUAUGAGCCAACACCUGGGUGCCAAUCAUGUCGAUGGUGGGGUCCGUGUACGUGUUUCUAGGGAUUUUCUGGAGCUUGUCGAAAAGAAUGUUCUUAGCAGCCGUCCUGCUGGGAGAGUAAAUGCAAGUUCAAUUGAUAACACUGCUGAUGCCGCUCUUCUGAUAGCAGACCACUCUUUAUUUUCUGGCAAUCCUAAGGGUAGCAGCUGCAUAGCUGUAGAGAUAAAGGCCAAAUGUGGGUUUCUGCCAUCAUCAGAAUAUAUAUCAGAAGAUAAUACUAUCAAGAAACAAGUAACGAGAUAUAAGAUGCAUCAGCACCUCAAAUUUUAUCAGGGUGAGAUAUCGAAGACUAGUGAGUACAAUCCUCUUGAUCUAUUUUCUGGGUCAAAAGAGAGAAUAUGCAUGGCCAUCAAGUCCCUUUUCUCAACUCCUCAGAACAACUUAAGGAUUUUUGUCAAUGGAUCUUUAGCUUUUGGUGGCAUGGGAGGUGGUGCAGAUAGUGUUCAUCCUGCUGACACUCUUAAGUGUCUUGAAGAUCUCAGCAAGAUUAGUGGCCUAAAACUCCCUGACUUCACUGAGCUCCUGUCAGAGACAAUUUUUAGGUCUGAGGUAUUAGGCAACCUGUUGGCCACUCAAAAGUUGGAUGAUCAUGACAUUGAAGGGGUAAUUCAUCUGUACUACAACAUAAUUUCUCAGCCUUGUUUAGUCUGCAAAAACCUAACUGAUGUAGAGCUAUUGCGGAAGUACACUUUCUUGCAUUCUCUUCCGUUGGACAAAAGCCUGAAGAUCGUUAGGGACUUCCUCAUUUCUGCUACCGCAAAGGACUGUAGCCUGAUGAUCAGCUUUCGGCCAAGAGAGAAUGGUAGUACAGAUUCUGAGUAUGAUUCAGUGUUUCUUGAAUCAGUGAAGCGAACCUAUGAGUACAAGGUAUACUACUGUGAAAUAUGGUGUCGUUUUACCUUUAUCUUCUAAUCGUCCAGCACUCUAGCCACAAAACUAGCAAUAUAGUUCACAAGCAUAUUUCCUUGAUCUGGAUGUGAAACCUCUGGAUAAGAUGGAGCAUUAUUUUAAACUGGAUCAGAGGAUAGUCAAUUUCUACACAAGAAAUGGGGGAGGUCUUGCCAUCUCCAAAGGGCAGUAAUACCAAAGACACUUCGAGGAUUUAUACAUCUGGAGAAGGGUGCAUCAGGGAGUGUUGGUUGUUGUUCCUGCUGCUUGGUGCUGCUGUUGUAACUUCAUGAGUACAGUCCCAAGGUUGGGAGGCUCGACCCUUAACGCCUGGAAAGGGCACAGGGAGCUGUGUUGUCCGUCAGUCGCUGUUGUAACUCAAACUAGUGCAUACACCGUGGCUUGUCACGGUAAUUUCCGAAGAUGUCCAACGUUAGUUGAGACAACCGAACUGCUUACCGUGGCAAUCACUCAUUGUAACAUCAAGUUGAAAAUGAGGGCUGAAGUUUCCCUCACAGGCUACCAUAUGUCAGAUAUGUCCUUUGUACCACUAAUAAGUGCCCCUGGGGUCAUGUAUGAAUGUAUCUCAAUUUGCUAUUGCAGAAAUGUUUGGUGAAACUUUCAUCCU